Armigeres subalbatus is the source of this 618-nucleotide messenger RNA. RefSeq lists its product as uncharacterized. The record is from RefSeq and is a predicted model, not a curated record. Bases 1 to 618 code for a protein of 205 amino acids. The transcript has a single exon. Lineage: Eukaryota; Metazoa; Arthropoda; Insecta; Diptera; Culicidae.
AUGAGUUUGCACGAUCGUCUUAAAACGGAACUACAAUCCAUGGAGGCAGAAGGCAUAAUUAGUCCGGUAGAUUACCCCACAGAUUGGAUCAACAAUAUGCAGAUUGUAGAAAAGUCUGAUGGUUCAUUGCGCAUUUGUCUGGACCCAAAACCACUGAAUGCGUGUAUCAAAAGGGAGCACUUUCUAAUUCCAAAGUCAGAGGAUCUUCUAAGUCGUAUGUCAGGGAAAAGGGUUUUCACUGUUUUAGAUCUUCGUCAUGGUUUCUGGCAAAUGGAACUAGAUCGUAAGAGUUCGGAUCUAACUACAUUCAUGACGCCGUUCGGCAGGUUCCGGUGGAACCGUCUACCUUUUGGGAUAAGUAGCGCACCGGAACUAUUUCAAAAACGCAUGGUUCAGCUAUUUGGAGAUAUCCCAGGGGUUGAGGUGUAUUUCGACGAUGUCGCGAUAGCAGGAGACAGUUUAGAAGAGCAUGAUCAAAUAUUAGCAAUCGUACUCGAACGGGCACGGAAAAACAACAUAAGUUUAACUCAGCUAAAACGCAAUAUAGAAGUGGGAGCGUCAAGUUCAUGGGUCAUGCUAUUUCUGACAGCGAAAUUCGACCAGAUCAAUCGUACAUAA